UCUUGUAUUUAUUUCUGCUUCCACCAUGUUUUGGCAGUUGCAAUGAUACAGUUUUCUUUCCCAGCGAUAACUAUCACCUAUUUAAUCACUUUUUGGAAUCACGCUUUCCGCAACGUUUUCUUUAUACACAAAACACAAAGCGUGUGGGAACGGUGAGAAACGAGCGCUGCUGUGACACGCAAAAGGGAAAUCCAACCAGGUCGUGAAAGGCCAGGGAGCACGCAGAUGAAGAGAGCCAACACGAAUGGCAAAUGGGAAAGAGGAGGGGAGCUGAGAGGCCGACCACGCGGGCUCUGGGGCUGUUACAGGUUGUAAUACUUCGGAGCCUUUCCAGGACACAGCUGGAUCCACCGGCGGUGCCGACACCCCACACCCGUCCUGCAGGCUGAUGCUGCCGGGGCGGCUCCGGGCCCGACGCGCUCUGUAAUUAGUGGGGCUCGGCCCUCGGGACUGUUACCUGAACUGCUGCUUAUGGGGAGGCAGAACGGAAGCGAUCCUGCCAACAUCUGUCUGAGCGCAUCUCCUGCACGCCCCGGGCGCGCCUGGGGGCUGGAGCCACGUGUUAGCCAGGACCCAGGGAGAAUGGCACCUCUGGGAAGCAGAAAUCGAAUGCAAGGAAGGAGCCGCGUGCUGCCAGAUGGGGCAGUUUUAUUUCACUGCUGAUGGGCGAAACAGAAGCGUUGCGUGCAAAGGAUGCAGCAUCUCUGCGAGGUACACCAGGUGUGCGUGCUGGCUGAUAGAAUCUUUGACUGAACCGAUGGAGCGGGGCACGCAGAGAGGCAAAGAAAGUCACGAGAAAGGGGAAGGAGAAGAGGAACUGUUCUGAGGAGAGAAGGCCAUAAAGUUCUGUGGGAUGAGGAAGCCUGGGCUCUUGUACCGAGCUGCUUCACAAAAUGCUGUUGCACCACAGAGACGUCAAAGGGGCCGUGAAGCUGCGGCAGUGCUGUGCAGUGACGGGGAGGGAUGACUCAGCCCCUUCCACCGUCACCGGGCGUUCCUGCGCCCUACAGAUGGGGUCACGAGAAUACCUGGAUGGAAAGAGCAUGAGAAAAGCACAGUAGGUGUGGUGCAGGCUCCUGCACAGAGCAGGCUCAGAAGAUGUAGAGAAGAUGCCCCACUUGGUGGCGGCUGUAUUUUAAGGGAGGCUGAUGCUGGUUAUGGGGCAGGGAGGCUGGGCUGGGCUCUCAGCAGGGAGAGCACUGGGAGGGCUGGGAGGGCUGGGAGGGCUGGGAGGGCUGCCAGCUGCCUCCGUGGCACAGAGAUAGCCCUGUGAGCACGGCCGUGAUGGAACACUGCAGUGUGAGGCUCGCUUUGAUCCCAGCACAGGUGAACACCCCAGAACAAUCUGCCUUUGCAUCAGCACAGGGAGCUGCGCCCUGCAGAUGCAGAUCUCCCUGGUGAGAAGUGCUUGUGCAGCAAGGUUCCCCCGCCAGACCCCGAAGGAGUCAGGAGGAGAAAGCCACGCAGUGAAGCAGCUCGUGCUGAAAGGAAUAGCAGCAGGUCUGUGCUGCCGGGGCCAUGUUCUGGUGGUGCUGGCAGAGCAGCUGCACGGGCAGCCCUGGCUGAACCCCGCACCCUUUGCCUGGGGGCCACCACCCCAGUGACACCACAAUGGCCCCAGCGUCCCCGGUGCUGGGAGAGCUUUGCUAACAAGACCUGGUGGUGCCAGGGAGCCGCAGCAUCCCUGCCCCACUGCGUAUGUGACAGUCCCCGUGCAGGGACAGUGACAACAUCCCGGGGUGGGGCUGUUGUUGGCAGCAGGGCAGCCCCGCAGGAAAACUCUGGUGACUGAAACACCAGAAGCCCACAGCAAAGACCAGAAGAGAGCAAAGCGAAUGGGGGAGAGCAAAGCGACGCAGGACACCCCCCGCCCCCCACCCAGCCCCAAGGGCCGGGGUUCCCCAGCACAGCACUGUGCCGAGCAGACGCUGGCCUCCCGCUUCUUCCCCUUUGUUGCCCACACUGGGGGCCAGGAACCCGAUUCCUUCAGGUUCCUCUUCUACACCCGCCACUGCUCCAACUCGUACAGCCCUUUCUACACGGCGCAGAGGCCGACCUGCGGGUACCUCUUUAGCCACGACACCGAUCACACCAGGAAGGUGAUGGACAUCCAGAGCGCUAACAUCGUGAAGUGGGGACCCGUCCCGACUCCAAGCCGUAGUGCAGAGCAAUAAACCCAAGCACUGAGAGCAGUGAUUGCUGUACCUCCUGCUUCCCACCCAACGGCACGGACCAGCAGUGACACGGAGCCAGGGGACGGGCGGCAGGGCCAUGGCACUGCUCCCAGGGCUGCCCUGCAUGUGGGGAAGGCGUUGUUCCCGGUGGAUGGGCUGGCACCCACACCUCGCUGCAGUGCUCAGACAGGAGAUGUUCACGGGGCUGUGGGGUGGUUGGCACAGCUCCGUGCUGCUCUCUCAGAGGCACGGGAAGCAUCCCAGCCUCCUGCUCCUGGUGCACUGUUAGCAAAGCCUCUGGAAACUGUUGGUGAGCUCACAGCCACCUGUAGCAUGCAAUCCUGCCUCUAUUAAUGAGCACCCAGUGACUGCAAGGCCUGGCUGAGCUUUGGGACAGGCCGCCCCACUGCACCAGGCACUGGGCACAGCAGGAGCAGAGCCGGCCGCGGGCAGGAGCAGGAUUAGUACAUCCAAUUACAGUUCCUCAAUCUAAUUCCUUUUUCAUAACUGUUUUAUGCUUAUGUAAUGCCACCUACUAUAGCAGAGUUAUUCCUGACUUACUUCAAUUCAACACCAGGCUCUGCAGGCAAAGUUGGGCUCUUUUUCUUAAGGCCGUGAUCUAAAAGCAGAGGUGCUAUGGGUCAGGCUCCCUGCGGGCAGUUCCACGAUGUCAGUGCUAGCAGAGGGCCCAUGAUGCAUCCUCAGGAUGUGCCCUGUGAUCUCCCAGUCCUCCUCUGGGUGCUGUGAGGGUGGGCAUGGGGCACGCAGAGGUUUCCAUGCACAGCACAUGGCAGCUGCAUUCACACUCACACUUUGCCGUUCCAGGGAAUGGUGUUGCUGUGUCUGUCUCAGCACAUCAAAUGUACCCAAACAGAGCGUCCCUGAUAAGAGCUGGAAUGGAAAUGUCCCUCUCUGAAUUUCAGAUUGAUUUCCCAACUGGGAAUCCUCCAGCAGAAUAAGUCUGAGGAAGAGCAAAGGGUGAUACCACCACCAGAACCUCUGGGUGCUUUUCUCUCUUUAUCUCUGACACUGAUUUUGGUGCAAAAGCUGUCGUUCAUGUGAACCCACAGAAAACUGUAAGUGAAGUGGAUUAGGAGCUUACACCGUCACGGAGUAAAUUCUGCCCUCCUAAUCUUCUGCUGGGCUGUAAUCUGAAAGACUUUCCCAUUUUACCUCCUUCCUAUUUUAAACCUGAAUGCUUAAUGCCCCUGGUAGGUGUCCAUCCUGCUCCUCAUUGGCUGAGGGAGGAUUUGCUGGUACUUAAAUGGCACCCUCUGCUCUGCGCCUUUGUGCUUUCUGGGUGUCGUGCAUUUACAUUUGCCAGGACAGAGAGAGAGGAACCUGUGUCCAUCACCACCACCAAUGUACUGGGACCAGCACGAGGCACUUUAAAGGCGAGAAGGAGACCUUCAAAGAGAGCUCCAAAACUUCAGAACUCACCCAUCAACCUCAGAACUCAUCCACUGACCUGAGAUCUCAUCCAUCAACCUCAGAACUCAUCCAUCAACCUCAGAACUCAUCCACCGACCUCAGAACUCAUCCACUGACCUGAGAUCUCAUCCAUCAACCUCAGAACUCACCCAUCAACCUCAGAACUCAUCCACCGACCUCAGAACUCAUCCACUGACCUUCAGUUUUGGCUGCGAAGUGACGGGUGCUCGUUGCGGAGAUGGGGAACAUGGAUGGGAAAGCGGUGGAGGAGCUGAGUGCCACCGAGUGCCACCAGUGGUACAAGAAGUUCAUGACGGAGUGCCCCUCGGGCCAGCUCACCCUCUAUGAGUUCAAACAGUUUUUUGGCUUGAAAAACCUGAGCCCGUCCGCGAACAAAUACGUCGAGCAAAUGUUUGAGACGUUUGACUUCAAUAAGGAUGGCUACAUAGAUUUCAUGGAGUACGUGGCAGCCCUGAGCUUGGUCCUGAAAGGCAAGGUGGAUCAGAAGCUGCGGUGGUAUUUCAAACUCUAUGAUGUAGAUGGGAACGGCUGCAUCGACCGGGGAGAACUGCUAAACAUCAUCAAAGCCAUCCGAGCCAUCAACCGCUGCAACGAAGCCAUGACAGCCGAGGAAUUCACGAACAUGGUGUUCGAUAAAAUUGAUAUCAAUGGGGAUGGUGAGCUCUCGCUGGAGGAGUUCAUGGAGGGUGUCCAAAAGGACGAGGUGCUGCUCGACAUCCUCACCCGCAGCCUGGACCUGACGCACAUCGUGAAAUUAAUCCAGAACGACGGGAAGAACCCGCACGCCCCAGAGGAGGCGGAGGAGGCUGCCCAGUAAACUCAAGGACACGUUCCCACCAACUUUUCUUCCCCUCCCUUUGCGUUUAUUGACACA
Molecule: messenger RNA, 4500 nt
Organism: Numida meleagris (helmeted guineafowl)
Lineage: Eukaryota; Metazoa; Chordata; Aves; Galliformes; Numididae
Gene: GUCA1A
Product: guanylate cyclase activator 1A
Exons: 5
Coding region: 3844-4443 (199 amino acids)
Biological process (GO): visual perception; positive regulation of guanylate cyclase activity
Cellular component (GO): cone photoreceptor outer segment; photoreceptor inner segment
Molecular function (GO): calcium ion binding; calcium sensitive guanylate cyclase activator activity
Source: RefSeq, a predicted model, not a curated record